AUGGAAGCAAAGAAAGCUAGAUUAAACCCCUGGGUGCUUUUGCAAUGUAGCUGCUGCCCACAGCUGUGUGGGGUUUUCCUAACAUUUACUGUAGGAUGCGAAGCAGAACGUAGUAAGGUGGAAACCAAUGGAAAUUCUGUCUGUAAGAUAAACACACCAAUUUUCCAUCAUUGUUCUCCCCCCAUUUUUUUAUUUUUUAUUUUUUUCAAGAGAGGGAAAAGUAAACACCUCAAAUUGGAUGUUCAAAGAGGCGGUUUCAGCCAGAAGCUGGGGCAAAGGACUCAGCUUAGUGGGGUGCUGUGA
Molecule: messenger RNA, 303 nt
Organism: Podarcis lilfordi (Lilford's wall lizard)
Lineage: Eukaryota; Metazoa; Chordata; Lepidosauria; Squamata; Lacertidae
Source: the annotation of a GenBank genome assembly